Messenger RNA from Vitrella brassicaformis, 3049 nucleotides. The record is from the annotation of a GenBank genome assembly. NCBI's taxonomy places the organism in Eukaryota, Vitrellaceae.
CCCGUCCAAUCCAAUCAUCCACACACCCCUACCCCCUCCAAAAAGCUCACGUCGGCGCACGAACGGCAAAAAAGCGAAGGAGCCGCGCUCAGUGGGCCAACCAGACAGCUGCAUGACCUCUCACGUUGCCCACACAAUACAUGCCAAUCUCACCCACAACCACAAACAACACAAAACCACGCGCCCGUCUGUAUGUUGGCCACCCCACCUAGGCGAAGAUGUCAUCGGCCUGUUGCUGUUCGUCGGACUCUGACUCUGACUCCAGCAUGGCGGCCUUGAACGUCUCCAGCUGCUUCUGCAGCUUCUCCAGCUCCCUCUCCGCAGCAACCCGGUCCCUCCUCUCCUGCUGCCACGACACAUACAGCUGCGAAGCCGACUGUCGCUGCUUCUGUGCCAUCCGCCAGUCCUUCCGUCGCUGAUGCAUCUCGUCCAGCACAGAGACGGCCGAGUCGAUGUCGGUGUCGAAGGCCGCCAUCAUGUCGUCCUCGGCCAUGAUUGGGGGCGGUGUGGGCGCCUUGGGGUCGAAUCGCGGCCAGUCGUUGGUCGUAAGCCAGUAGUAGAGGAAGAAGAAUCCGGGGAUCUGUGCCGGCAGGGGAGAGAGAGUGCACGUAUGGAUUCUUUGCGUGUGCGUGCGUGUGUGUGUGCGCGCGCGAGUGCUGCUUACGGGCUUGAACUCAGGAACCAUGUGUCCCGCACCCCUGACCGUCAGAAAGUCGAAGUUGUUGGCGUAUCGGACCACGUAGCUGCACACACACACAGAGGACACAUAAGGAAAAGAUGAGCCUGCCCUGCCCCCGUUGCCCACCCACCCACUCCCUCCCACCGCACCCAGCGACUUGUCUCUUGCCGUCCAGUGUCCACGGUCGCCAUGGCUCUAUCUCCUCAAAUCCCAUGGCGCGUGUCCAGAACUCACCGCCAUUGUACUGCAUACACAGAACAGGCACACCCAUUCCAUUCAACCAUACCAUCCACAGGGGGGAUGGCUUACCGGCACACUGGCGUCGGCGUCGCCAUAGAAGAUCAGAACGCGGUAGCCGUUGGCCACCAGCCGCUCGUAGAUCGGCCGGACAUCCUCACACGUCGGCACAUAGCCCGUCCACCCGUCCCACUCGUGCCAGUGCCCCUUGACGUGCAGCGCAGCCUUCACCUCCUCCCUGUUGAGCCACGUGUGCAUUCCCCGUGUCGAGCCGCACUCAUAGUCGUCCAAAGAACCACGCAAAGGACUGCUUUGCGUGUGUGGGGGUCUCCGUUGCGGCAUUGCGUGGCGAGCGAACGAGAGGGGAUGGGGCUUGGGGAUGCGCUGGGUGAGGUCUGCUGCUGCUGCCGCUGCGGAUGUGAGCUGGUCGCCGGUGCCAAAACAUUCGUCGUAUAUGUUGUAGACAUAAAAGCCGCCUGACAUGAGAGAGAGAAAGGAGACAGACAGACACACCGUCGUGUGGCCACACGUGCCCUGCUCGUGUGUAAGUGUGUGUGUGUGUUGUGUGCUGUGUCACACACACACUUACCGAUUUCCGUCUCCAUUUGAUCGAUCAGGCCCUGAUUGAAGGAAUGCAAUGCACCCACCAGAUACCUACCGGCCGGUGACUGAUCUGCCCAUCCUUCAUGUGUGUGCCUGACUGACCUUGCAUGUCGGGCUGUCGGAGUAGUUUCCGUGGAGAAGCUCGGGAAAGCAUGUCGACUGAAGAGCAAGACGGGUGGGGGUGGAGAACUGGCCAUGACCGUACAGGACCUCCGAAUACUGCCGACCACACACACAUACACAGACAUACCACAACGUCAUCACGUCUUGGGUUGUCUGCCUGUUUGUGUGUCAGGUAUGCAUUUACCUACCCAGUACAUGUCAUCGACGCCACACCCGCCCUGCGCGUGUGUCCCCAUACACCCAUCGCCAACCACCACUCCCCUCAAGCUGGGGAUAGACCUACACGGACAACACCACACAACACAGAUGGGCACGAACUUGUCACGGCGGUGGUGUGAUGCCUACGUGCUCGUCUCACUCACCCAGGGUUGUCCAGUAUCAGCUCAGCCAGCGUCGGCACAUACACCCCCGCAUACGAUUCACCCGUUAUGUGAAAAUCAUUGCCCGAAAACUCGGGAUAUGCCUGAAACAGAAAACAGAAAGGCAUUUGACGGCGAGUGUUCGGCUGUGUGUCGAGUGGCGCCGCCGAGAAGGAAUCUUUUCCGUACAUCGAAAAAGUUGACGAGGAAGUCGAAGUUGUCUUGUGCGGUGAUGGUGUCGUUCCAGAGGGGACACUUGUGUGGGUCCACACAGUGUGACCAUCCCACUCCAGCAGGACUCUCGAAGAACAACAUACUCGCAAACUGACAGACACAUCAACACCAACCAACACACAUGCGAUGCCGUGCACGAUGAAUAUGCGACUCCUUUGACCGCACCGCUCAAGUCACCUUCGUCCAGGUCCAUGGGUUGGGGAUGAGCUUGGGCACCCCCUGAUACGGGAUGCCCUCGAAUGACAGAUCAUUCGUGAGGAAUGGGCCCAUCUCCGUCAGCAGUCCCAACAUCCCGCUGGCACCGGGACCCCCCUUCAGACCAUACACACCGCACACACACCACACAAUAACAUGUAUGCGGGCGCGUCCAUGGCGUGGUGUGCAUUGCAUUGCAUGAGUGACAGACGUUUGCACCUCACCUGCAUCCAGAGCAGCAGCGGGUCCCUCUCAGGGCUGUUCUCGGAAGUGAUGAGCCAGUAGUGGUACAUGCGUGUGCCAUUGGCCACAGGGAUGAAGCCAGAGUACAUCCGUGAUGGCAGCGGACCCUCCCAACCUGCAGAUGUGAUCCAACACCAACACAACUGAGAUGCCGUGCGUGCCCAGACACAGAAGACAGUGGUUGCACCUGACCUGGCAGGCUCUUGAUCAUGUCUGCCUCCACAGCUGCCUUGACCCUGGCGAUGCAGACCAUGCUCACCAGGCAGAGCAGCCUCCACAUCCAUCCGGAAGCCAUAGUGAUCCUCCAGAUCUUCGACUCAGAACAUGCACAGCACGACGAUAGAUAGACCAACCCAGUCACGGCUGGUGGUUAUUG